GCUGUGCACAGUGUGUAAGAGAGAUUUCAGGAGUCUCCCGGCGUUGAACGGUCACAUGCGCUCGCACAGCGUCUUCAGAUCGGCCACGUGUUUGAAAAAGGGUGAGGUUCCGCCCGUCCACAGCUCGGUUGCCAUGGUGAGGCCGGUCUCUGUGCCCGUCCAAUCCAGAGCGGCGUCCAAGGCGUGUAGGAGUGGACAGAGGAGAUGCUGUCGCUCGUCUCCGGCCACUGGAGGCGCUGUGCUCUACCGCAGCCUGAUGCACCUGGAGGAACAGGAAGUGGUCACUAGGGGCAACGCAGCAGCCAGAGAGGUUAAAGGUCAUUACACCCCUCCGCCCAUGCUGUGUCCGCUCAGGGCAGGGCCGGGGCUGUACUGCUCCGUCACCACCAGGGGGCAGCGGAGAGCACAAAGUGUCCAACUUCACAGUUCACACAAUGGACUCUGUGACCUUGUUGCCAUGGAGACACCGACAACGGAGAUCAAUAAGCCGAGGAUCAAUGUAGGGCGGGGCUUCCAGGCCGAAAUCCCACCCCUGCGCAACCAUAAAUACGCCCACUUGGAAUCCCAGAAUGCACUGUGGCUGUGGACGCCGUGCGACGAGCUGGAGAAACCUGUCAAUCAACAGAGAGUCACGACGCUGCAGACGAUGGCUCGAUCCAGUGUGGUGCCAGGGGGCGGGGCCAGCCCAGAGUACGCCCUCCACGUCCUAUCAGAGAGCGGAGGAGACUUUCUGCUGACGGUGGAGAAACUUCUGUCGACUCCUGAAUCCUGCAACAAAAACCACGCAGGUGUGAGGUGGAGCGCGGCAGAGACGAGCUCGCUGGUCAAAUCUCUGCGGCUCCAUCGUAAAGAUUUCAGCAGAGUUCAGAGAGCG
Molecule: messenger RNA, 874 nt
Organism: Paralichthys olivaceus (Japanese flounder)
Lineage: Eukaryota; Metazoa; Chordata; Actinopteri; Pleuronectiformes; Paralichthyidae
Source: RefSeq, a predicted model, not a curated record